UGAUUUUUUUUCUCUGCUUCAAGGCAGCUUCGUCAUCUGUUUCUGCAUAUUUUAUUCACUAUAUAUAUCUCACGUAUGAAAGAACACAGCUAAGUUAUAUAUACUUAGUUUCAAAGCUGAAGAACAUCAAGCCUCUCUCAGCCACUGGUGUCUGUUUCACUCUCAGCAGCACACAGAAAUCAAAAUGGCAUCUGAAGCAGCUCGUGAUCAGAACAAUCGUAACGAAGGAGAAAAUGGAGAUCGUGGUUUCUGUGGGAAGUUGAUGAACAAGGUGGUGGAAUUUCCAAGAAAGUUAAAGAAACUAGGGCAAGAUGAUCCCAGAAGGAUCGUUCAUUCUCUUAAAGUAGGACUUGCAGUUCUUUUGGUGUCAUUGCUUUAUUACUUCCAGCCUCUCUAUGAUGAGCUUGGUGCCACUGCCAUGUGGGCUGUUUUGACUGUUGUUGUCGUCUUCGAAUUUUCUGUAGGGGCAACACUAGGAAGAGGUUUAAACAGGAUUUUGGCAACAUUCCUAGCAGGUGCUCUAGGAUUUGGUGUUCAUCACCUGGCAAAUCUUUCUGGACAAACAGCUCAUCCAAUACUCAUUGGGGUCUUUGUCUUUCUACUAGCUGCAUCAGUGACAUUUCUACGCUUCUUUCCGCGGUUGAAGGCGCGAUACGACUAUGGACUUCUGAUUUUUAUCUUGACAUUCUGUCUGAUAUCCGUGUCGGGAUACAGAGAUGAGGAGAUACUAGAAAUGGCCCACAAGAGGGUGUCCACAAUCCUGAUAGGCGCAUUUACAGCUGUGUUUGUGUGUGUUUUCAUUUGCCCUGUAUGGGCUGGUGAUGAUCUGCACAACUCUGUUGCUAACAACAUUGAGAAACUUGGGAGCUUCUUGGAAGGUUUUGGGGAUGAAUACUUUAAAGUAGCCGGCAAUACAGAGUCUAAUAAGGCACUUUUGCAAGGAUAUUCUAGUGUUCUCAACUCAAAACAGAGUGAAGAAAGUCAGGCAAAUUUUGCAAGGUGGGAGCCUAGACAUGGAAAGUUUAGAUACCGUCAUCCAUGGAAACAUUAUCUGAAAAUCGGUACCCUAACCCGACAAUGCGCAUACCGGAUCGACACUCUUAAUGGCUACCUCAACUCAGAUAUUCAGACACCUCUAAACAUCCAGAGCAACAAAGUUCAAGAGCUAUGCAUGAAGAUGAGCUCGGAAUCAGGCAAGGCCUUGAAAGAGCUAGCAUGGGCCCUAAAAACAAUGACCAAGCCAUGCUCUGCCGCCAGCUGCCACAUCACAAAAUCAAGAGCUGCAGCCAAUAACCUCAAAUCUCUGCUCAAAACCAGCGCAGCAUUGUUGGGUAGCGAAGGCAUUCACCUCCUGGACAUCGUACCUGCUGUCACUGUAGCUUCGCUCCUAAGCGACGUCGUUUCGUACGCUGAGCAAAUCGAGAAGUCGAUCCAGGAACUGUCCUCGUUUUCGCAUGUGCAGUUCAAGAGCGCAGAGCCAAAAAAAGCAUUGCAGCCGUGUAAUUCUUCUGCGAGUUCCACCAAUGAUAACGUGCCACAUCAUGUCAUCACGAUUCAUAAAUUGCCUUCUCAGAAGGAGAUUGGAAGCAAACAAGGGGCUGCCAAUUAAUUAAGGAGCUCCAUUUGAUCUGACCGUCCAUCGAAACCGAGAGAUCCUCAGCCGUUAAGAUCUCGCUAUCGCAAAGCCCCUGCAGGUUUCGCUCACUCUGCCCCAACGCCUGAUCUUGUCGCCACCUUCACGGAACCCUAGUUGUUGUUCGUGCCACCUCGGCACAGGCGCCUCUAUGCCGGCGCACAUCUCACUCGCCCGGGUGACAAGCGGUGCGGUAACAUCUCCAACUCCGACCACCAUAAACGGUGUCGCCUCUGGGGAUAUUUAGUUUGCAAUUUUACAAGGGCAUCGUUUAUUAUCACUAUUUUUAUGUUUUUUUUCUUAUCAUGGAGAAAAUAAACAAAACUGUGCUCUUAUAUUAGUUGUAGCAUUAACAGAGUAAACAAAAUUAUGCUCUUAUUAUUUGAUGAACAAGAAAUACAUAUUUUUGCA
Messenger RNA from Prunus avium (sweet cherry), 2044 nucleotides. Its product is annotated as aluminum-activated malate transporter 2-like. The record is from RefSeq and is a predicted model, not a curated record. Gene Ontology annotation, biological process: malate transport. NCBI's taxonomy places the organism in Eukaryota, Viridiplantae, Streptophyta, Magnoliopsida, Rosales, Rosaceae.